Mustela lutreola (European mink) is the source of this 16743-nucleotide messenger RNA. It is a transcript of the gene STRN, whose product is annotated as striatin. The transcript is spliced from 19 exons. Gene Ontology annotation, molecular function: calmodulin binding; protein phosphatase 2A binding; armadillo repeat domain binding. The record is from RefSeq and is a predicted model, not a curated record. Gene Ontology annotation, cellular component: dendrite. The coding region runs from base 161 to 2587 and encodes 808 amino acids. Lineage: Eukaryota; Metazoa; Chordata; Mammalia; Carnivora; Mustelidae.
GGCCCGUCCCGGGCUCGGCCGGCCCCCGCGCCCAGGCGGCUGCUCCCUGCUGACUGGGGUGUGGGCGGGGAGCGGCGGAGGCAGGAGGAGGCGCUGCUGGCCGCCGCCGUUGCCUCCGCUGCUGGGCGCCUGGGCAGCUCCCGGGGUUUCUGCGGCCGCCAUGGACGAGCAGGCGGGUCCCGGUGUCUUCUUCAGCAACAACCACCCGGGCGCCGGCGGUGCCAAGGGUCUCGGGCCUCUGGCGGAGGCUGCCGCGGCCGGCGACGGGGCGGCUGCGGCGGGGGCGGCGCGAGCCCAAUACAGCCUCCCUGGGAUCCUGCACUUCCUGCAGCAUGAGUGGGCCCGCUUCGAGGUGGAGAGAGCCCAGUGGGAGGUGGAGCGGGCGGAGCUGCAGGCCCAGAUUGCUUUCCUUCAGGGGGAAAGAAAGGGUCAAGAAAUUUUGAAGAAAGAUCUUGUGAGGAGGAUCAAAAUGCUGGAGUACGCUCUUAAACAGGAAAGAGCCAAAUACCACAAGUUGAAAUAUGGAACAGAAUUGAAUCAGGGAGAUAUGAAGCCGCCAAGCUAUGAUUCUGAUGAAGGUAAUGAAACAGAGGUACAGCCACAGCAAAACAGCCAGUUAAUGUGGAAACAAGGUCGACAACUACUCAGACAGUAUCUACAGGAGGUGGGUUACACAGAUACCAUUCUAGAUGUGAAAUCUAAACGAGUACGAGCUUUGUUGGGCUUUUCAAGUGAUGUCACUGACAGGGAAGAUGACAAAAAUCAGGAUUCAGUUAUAAAUGGCACAGAGGCCGAAGUUAAAGAGACGGCAAUGAUUGGAAAAUCCGAGUUAACAGAUUCUGCCUCUGUGCUGGAUAAUUUCAAAUUCCUUGAAAGUGCAGCUGCAGAUUUCAGUGAUGAAGAUGAAGAUGAUGACAUUGAUGGAAGAGAGAAAAGCAUCAUUGAUACUUCAACGAUUGUUAGGAAAAAAGCAUUGCCUGAUAGCAGUGAAGAUCGAGAUACAAAAGAAGCUCUAAAGGAGUUUGACUUCUUGGUUACAUCAGAGGAAGGAGACAAUGAGUCUAGAAGUGCGGGUGAUGGAACAGAAUGGGAAAAGGAAGACCAGUGUCUCAUGCCUGAAGCCUGGAAUGUGGACCAGGGAGUAAUUACCAAACUCAAGGAACAAUACAAAAAGGAGAGAAAGGGGAAAAAGGGGGUGAAGAGAAAAACUACCGAAGAUCUGUUUCAGCCUCUAUCCUAUAUAAAACAGUCAAAACAGGGAUGUGGGAGAAUGAAGAACCAAAGCUCAGGGCCCAAUAGGUCAAAACUACAAGAUAUGCUUGCUAAUUUGAGAGAUGUUGAUGAACUUCCCUCAUUGCAGCCAUCUGUGGGUUCACCUUCCAGACCCACCAGCUCCAGGCUUCCUGAACAUGAAAUAAAUAGGGCGGAUGAAGUAGAAGCAUUGACCUUUCCUCCUUCUUCUGGGAAAUCCUUCAUCAUGGGAGCAGAUGAAGCCCUUGAAAGUGAACUGGGACUUGGAGAAUUGGCGGGUCUUACAGUGGCCAAUGAAGCAGAUUCACUAACUUAUGAUAUAGCAAACAAUAAAGAUGCAUUGAGGAAGACAUGGAACCCUAAGUUUACAUUACGAAGUCACUUUGAUGGCAUUCGAGCCCUUGCUUUCCACCCCAUUGAGCCUGUUUUGAUAACAGCAUCAGAGGAUCACACAUUAAAAAUGUGGAAUUUGCAGAAAACAGCCCCAGCCAAAAAGAGUACUUCUCUUGAUGUGGAGCCUAUCUAUACAUUCAGGGCUCAUAAAGGUCCAGUGCUUUGUGUGGUAAUGAGCAGCGAUGGUGAGCAGUGCUACAGUGGCGGCGCUGACGGGCUGAUCCAGGGCUGGAAUACCACCAACCCCAACAUCGAUCCCUAUGACUCCUAUGAUCCUUCUGUUUUAAGAGGCCCUCUUCUAGGCCACACCGAUGCCGUCUGGGGCUUGGCUUACAGUGCAGCACAUCAGCGCUUAUUGUCGUGUUCAGCAGAUGGCACUCUCCGUUUAUGGAAUACAACUGAGGUUGCUCCAGCCCUAAGUGUAUUUAACGAUAAUCAAGAGUUGGGAAUCCCUGCCUCUGUGGAUCUCGUGAGCAGUGAUCCGAGCCAUAUGGUAGCAUCAUUCAGCAAAGGAUAUACAAGCAUCUUUAACAUGGAAACACAGCAGCGCAUUCUCACUCUAGAAUCUAACCUAGAUUCAACCAACUCUUCCUGCCAAAUAAAUAGAGUCAUCAGCCAUCCCACUCUUCCCAUUAGCAUCACAGCUCAUGAAGACAGGCACAUCAAAUUCUACGAUAACAAUACAGGCAAACUCAUCCACUCCAUGGUAGCCCACCUAGAAGCUGUUACAAGUCUAGCAGUCGAUCCUAAUGGCUUAUACUUGAUGUCUGGCAGUCAUGACUGUUCAAUACGUUUAUGGAACCUAGAAAGUAAGACGUGUAUCCAAGAGUUCACAGCUCAUCGGAAAAAAUUUGAAGAAUCAAUUCAUGAUGUAGCUUUCCACCCAUCCAAAUGCUAUAUAGCCAGUGCUGGGGCUGAUGCACUGGCUAAAGUCUUUGUAUGACACAAUGCAUCAUCUUCACCUUCUAGCUCUUUAUAAAUAAUCAACUGCACAAAAAGAGAUACAGAAGACCAGGGCAAGAAUCAGCCUGUCUUGCCCUUUUGUUCUGCUGAAGGAGCACAGAGAACAUUUGUUAAAGUAUAGUUUUGCAAUUCGUAUACUGUUUUCUAAAACUGAGGUUUGUUCAGGUUGCUGCAAGCUCAGCUGAAUCUAUGAGCCUGAAAACGGUUUCAAAUUUUCCCCCAAAUAGGAGCUUUUAUUUCUGAGUUUGUUCUAAUUCGCUAGGCAGGCCUGAGCGAACAUAAGUUUAGCUUGUCCCUCUUGAGUAAAUAGGGCAUGCUAUAAAGGACAAUUAAAAAGCUUGAUGACUGGGAAUGAGUGGAGGAAGAACAGAAAUUUAGACCUAGUUCUCCCCUGAGAAAUCUUGUUAAACACAUUAGGUAGUCAAAACAAUAAUCUUGACCAUAUCUGCUGUACUAACCCCUAAGUGCAUAAGGACCAGGCAGUGUUCAAAUGAGAUUUUAAUUUAGCUCUUCUUUCAUCUGUGCACAUAAAGCACCUGGCAAAGCAUUUUACCUGUUAAAGAAAAAAAAAAUGCAAUAAUAUGUUAAAUAUAUUAUUAUUCAGAAAUACUAAACAAAUAUUUAGUUUGUAAGCAGAUUUCUAUAUUGUAUUACAUUUUUGAAAAUAGAUUUGGUAUCAUUGUAAAGUUUAGCUGUCAAAAUCAGUCAUCAUUAUGAAUAGUUGGUAGAGUCUGCUUUUACUAAAGGAUUUAACUUAUUCAGGUUUGAGAUUCUGUUUAUUUUUAAGGGCAAGCAGGGCAUAUCUUUAUAAUAAUUUCUGUUAAUUUUUAAAAUUCACUUUAUUCAUGUGAUAUUUAUAAUACCAGAGUGGCUAUCUCAUAUUGAUGAAAUCUUAACCUUUCAGUGGUUUGAAAAGACAGAAGUUAUCUGUGAGUACUCAUUUGUCAAAACCCACAUAUCAUGCUUCAGAUGACCUCUUGCUCUUUCUUUGUCUCUCAUACUCAAAUUAUCUGACAUCUACUGAAAAGAGUUUAUAAUUAUUAUGUUUUAACAGCCCAGAGGGUUUGGUUAAUGUCAGGCAGCUGCUUUUGCAGUACUAAAUAAAGCCAACUAUUUUGUACCCCAGAAGUCCUCCAUUGAUAUAUCCAAGAAGGGGAAUCCCCCUGGAAAUCUGGAUGGAAGAGUUCAGUGCAUAACCAGAAGCUAAAGAGUUCUCUUUCUCUCUUCCUCCACCUACGCCUCCUCCAUUCUUUAAUUGGAAUACACAGCAUGUUUUAAUAGGCAGUGUAUCAGUGUUGUUUCUGGGGAAACAACUAUCAUAAAGAACCAGGCUUCCCUGAGCUCACCUCGUCCAUGGCCCACAUGUGGCAGCUCUUGGGAUUCCCAUGACCCCACUCUUUGCACUUGAUGUAUAGACCUUAUCCUACAACUGUCUCCCUGUCUUUACAGUCUCUUGUUUGCCACAAAUGUCAGAGACCAAUGUAGAAAUUAGAAAUAAAUACUAAUGCCCGAUGUUCAGCAAAAUGUAUAUGUAAUAGUUCUCAGAUUUAAAAAAAUCCAUAUCCAUAAAUAUUUUAACCUUUUAAUAUAAUUCCUACAUUCCUAUCCCCACAUAUUCCAUUGUCAUAACAACACUUCGGAUGAUAUGUGAUCUACUUCUUGAAAAUGUAUUCUUGUGAUAUGGAUAUCAAUUGACAAUUUUUCUUUAAAAUUUCUGUUUUCUGCCUCUAGAGUUUUGCAGUACACAGGCAAAUUUUCUUUAAAGAUGUGUGCUAGAUUUGCCGAUAGAUAUACAGAUAUGCUUUAAUAUUUUGACACAGCUACCUUGUCUUUACUCUGUGCUUUGGUUAACAGUGGGCUCAAGGGACUCCUUUGUAUAAUCAAAUGACUUGACCUGGACUUGAGCUACCAGGUGAUUGUUUAUAUUAUUCCCAUGCAGAUACAGAAUUCCACAUUUUGUUUGGUUCAUUCCUUUUUUGGUUCUUCAGUGAGUGAAAAAAUGGUGUUGCUGAUCUAACAUUUAUAGAAGGAUACUGGAAAAUUCCAGUCAGGUGCCCUUACUUGGAGUGUUUAUGACAGAUGAAGAGAUUGUUCUACCAGUUACUACUUUAAUUACCUCCCAAGGUCUUCAGUGCCUGCUUCACUUUUGUCACUGAGAUUCUCAAAACCAAGACAUUCUCUUCCCCUGCAUUUUAUACCUCAUGGUUGAAAUUUUUCUGUUAGUGAAAAAUGACCCAUGAGAUAUGUAGACUGUAGUGCAGAUGAUGGAACUGUUGAAAGUUCUUUAGCAAGCCAGUGCCGUGCCGUUGGUAACUGUACACAGAAACAGAGAUUCUUCUCUACUAGCACUGUGUGAUCUCAGCCUAGAAAUGAGCCAAAGCUGUCUUCCAACCCGAUAGAAGCAUAGACAUGUGUCUGAUUUCCCCCCCAGCCUAUCGAAAAUUUAAUGAAAAUCCACAAAAUGAACAAAUUCAAGAUUCAAACCAUCAUUGAAAUGCUUUCAUAGUGCUUGGUUUGUAAAUAUUUCAGAUGAAAUAUAUUGGAUAGUAUGAAAAUCAGAGGAGAAAUAAGGUCCCUGCCUUAUUUUCAUAUGCUGUGGAUACAUUUCUGGGAGCUUGCAGCACCCUUCUCAAAACCCAGCUGUCAUGACCUUCAGUAUUUUUCUAUUGAACAAGUUUAGCAAUUUUUGCCAUUAAACAGAUGAUUAGUUAUGCAAAGUAUUUAGCUUUUAUAAUCAUUUUAGUUAUGACUAAAAGGGGGGAAAUUAUGCUGCAUCACUGAUAAUGAACUUUGUGAAAAAUUUUUUGUUUAUCUGACUUUCAUUCCUUCAGUAUUCUUGCUAUAAAUUUCUUUUGGAGAUAAUGAUGAAGAUUUAUUUGAAAAUGUCUAAAAUGUAUGUAUAUUUUAUAAAUAUAUAUUAUAUAUAUUUUAGGAAUAUAUAUAAUAUAUAUAGACUAUAUAUAUAUACAUAUAUAUGUAUGUGUGUGUGUAUAUAUAUAUAUAUACAUAUAUAUAUAUAAACCAUAGGUGCAUUUUACUGUUUUGUAUUUUUGUUUUUAGAGGUAGUGUACACCGCAGGUAAUGAUGAGUAUGAUGAGUGUUGUGCUGUUUGCUUUUGCAGUAUAAUAUAUAGUUCUAAAUGUUUAAAUUACUGUAUAUAUUAUAUUCAUUAUAGGCUAGCAUGCUUGUUUUAAAGACUGUCAUUCUAGUUUAUUAAAAUCUGAAUGUAAGAAAACCUGGCUAUUCAAAUGUGAAUUGAAAAAUAUUCCAUUCUCAGUACUGAACUAUUUCCAUUGAACAUUCAGGAUUUUUAACAAAACAGAUAUCAUCAAGAAGGCAAUAGCUAGAGAAUGAGAGGUGCCUUUAAAUAAAAUACAAAUGCAGCCUUACAGUGAGGAUGAGAGUUGAGUUGUGGGGGUGGGGGGGCUAUGAGAGAGAGAGAGAGAGAAAGAGCACGCGUGUGUGCGUGUGUGCGUGUGUGUGUGUGUGUGUGUGUGUGUGUGUGUGUGUGUGUGUUUGCCAAUCUGUGACGGUCCUGAUUUGUGACCAUCAAUGUCUUCAGUGUAUCUGCUCAACUUCUAGGAUUUCAGGGGACAUUUCAUGCGUUGUCUUUGUGCUCUUCUGAGCACCACAUGUACUUUCCAAGGAUUUUGAAUGUGAAUUCCUAGAAAUUUCAGUAGAGAGGAAAAGAACUAUUCUUUUACUAUUGUCAAGUUCAGGUAAAAGGAGAAAUUAUUGGUUCACCAAAAUGAUGGAAUCUCUUAAAUGUUGGCUAAGUAAAUUAAUUUUUUAAAAAUGUGAUUUUUAAAGGCCCUCUUUUUUGGGACUUCAUAUAUUUCCCUCCUACACGAGAGCAUGUCAUGAAAUUCUUAUGUGAUGAAGAUUGAACUAGUAAAAAUUAUUUUUUAAACACCUGAACUAGUUAAAAUACCACCUAAGAAUAGUGUUUAAAUGACAUCUAUCAUAUCUACCUCUUUGCCAUUGCUGCCAUUUUAACUAAAGCAAAUCUUUAUGACAUCUGAAAAUGAUGAUUGGAUGCAAUUUAAAAAUCUAUGUUGGUGCUUUUCUCAGGCUUUGUCAUUUAAGUUAUAUCGAACUAAGAUGUCACAAAUCAGAUUGAAAGACUUAAGAGUUUUGGUUUUCUUUCGAAAGAACUGCUUAAAAUUUAUUAUCAAGGUUGAUAGUGAGUGGAUAGAGUUAAACUGUUUAGUAUAUGCCUGAUAUUUUCAACCAAGAGCCAAACUGUUACUGAAUUUACAUAGAGAAAGAGCUCAAAGUACAGUUUUCUUCAGCUUACUUUAUUCUUUGAAUGCUAUUUCAAGGCUAUUAAGUACAUAAUCAUUAAUUUUAUUUACUCAGAAGUUGCCUUUGUUACUAUUUGUCUAGUUAUUUAUAUAAUUGUAGUACUUUAUGUGUUUGACACUGGGAUUCAGGUUGUACAAAAGUAGUAGCUGAUAGAAAUUAUAUGUGUAUUUUUGUGAAAUGUAUCAAUUCCAGGAGUUCCUUUGAGGGUAUGGUCCAGAAAACAUGUCCUUCUUUAAAAACAAGGGACAGGCCAUUGGUAAAUGGUUCGAAUCAUUUUUACUUUCAGAACUGAAAGUUUUUUAAUUGACUAUAUCUGUCAUCCAGCUGGACCUCUGUGUCAGUGUCAGGGACACCAGAUUGACAAAGCAUUUAACAGAUAACAUCAGUUUUGUUUUUGUUUUUGUUCCAUUUUUGGUUUUGUUCUUAAUCUUAAAAAAAAAAAAAAAAAAAAAAAAAAGCAAAUUCAGGCCAGAGAUCCCUAGAUUCCACUUAUUUAUUCUAGCAGUAUUCUUAAAGUGGUACUUAGGGGUCAGAAUUUUCUGGAUCUUUGCUAGUCAAGCUUUAGCUUUUAUUUAACUGAGACCCCGCGCUUGUCAUCCCUCUGAUGCAAAUUAGAAAGUUCAUUUUAAUUUAGAUUAACUUUGAUGUCUGCCUGGAUUUUUAACAGGCUGUGAACCAGUGAGUGCCUUGUUAAUGUAGAAUGAUUUUUCCCUGGUUGUUAGCUCCUUUCUGAGAAUGUCUCAGAGAAUGGUGUUUUAGUUGACUUGUACAGAUUGCUAAAUUUGGUAUCAUCAGCAGUCAGAAAGCCUUCAGUCUACCACAUACCUGCCUCCCUACUUUCUUCUCAUUGUUUGGCUGAAGUUUGCCUCUUGUGAGAAACAAAUACAACCCCCUCUCCACACACUUUUUUCAAUUCAAAAUUAAGAGAUAUCCCCUAUACCCAUCCCAACUAUAUGAUCUAAUAUCUAUUUUUAGGAGGAACCACUUUGUAAUCCUGAAAUCUACUGAUUACUUUAUGUCUUCUCAACUUCCGUUUACUAGAGCUGAUUUCAGGGCAUCAUCAGUUCAGUUUCCUAAGUAACUCCUUUUUUCCACACGCCCAAUUAUCCACUCCACAACUGGUGAGCCCUGGACCAUAUUGUUUGAUCUUCAGGUAUUUUUAAAUUCAGUUAUAUCAAUUAAUGUAAAUUAAUCCAAAUGCUAAUUUUUGUGGUGCAAGAAGUUUCUUUUGUAAAUUCAGGGUAUGGAUAAGCUAAUUAAGAUAUCUUUUUUGGUGGCUCUAAGUGUAUUAUUUGUUUUUAAAUAAAGUGUACAAAUAUAGCUAACGUGCUAUAGGUGUCUCAUGAAUUGAAAUAUUUUGGAAUCUAGUGGCUUUGCAGUUAAAAUAAUACAUCUUGAUUUUGGUUUUUGGGUGGGGGGUAGGAGAGGUGUGCAGAGAAAUAAAAGGGGUAUUAGACAAAGUAGAUGGGAGUCCAAAGUAAUGAACCAGUCUUAAUUACAUGAGAAAGGUAGAUAAAUUUAUCAUUAUAGAGUUUGAACCUUUAGAAAGCCAGUAAAAUUAAAAUACCCCGUAAGAUUGGGUCAGUGAUACUUUCAGGGACACAUGUAUUUUUUCAAGUGUCCAAUUACAUAUUUUUUUAAAAAUUAUACACAUGUAAAUUUAAUCUGUUUUUAUUUUUUUGUUUGGCUACUUAACAAGCAUAACCCUUCCCCUUCCCCUUGCUUUUUCAAAUCAACAUUAUUUUUCAAAGUCUUUUUUCUGCCCAUAACUCAUAGUCCCUUUGUUCCAGUCUGAAGCCAUAAUGUUGUAUGGAAUCUCAGAGUGUCCUUGAAACUAUCUGCUAUCCUUUGAUAUUUUGUAUGCUUCUGUAGUAAUGAGUAUUAUAUCCUUUGUCAUGGACAUAUUUUUCAGUAGUGUCAGAAAUAUCCCUUUUGUUCCUUUUAAUGAGAACUGAGACACUUGUUGGAGUGAUUUUAGAGUAAUCCAGUUCAGAAGGUCAGGAGGAUGCUCAUGGAUGACCCCCUGGAGUACCCCAGAGUGGUAUUCUGACCUGCAUUGAAUUUCCCUGCACCAUCCAAAGCUGUUCUGGCACCCAAGGUAGUUCCCAGGAACACCUAGGAGCAAGUCUGGUAGCGCUAUUUAACCCAGGCACCGUAACCAUGAAGCAUCCCUCUGCUUGUUACUUCUUAGUUACACCUGUUGCUUACAAUGAUCAGGACACUCCAGUUUUAUGGGGAAGCACUGACCUGCAGGUCUGAAAAUUGAAAUUCAUAUUUUCUGGAACACAGAUUUUAAUUUAGUGUAUUUUGUAUAUUUUCAAAACCAAAUAAUUCAAAACCCACCAUACAGAAAAUGACUCACUUAGCUUCACUUAGAUCCUACAACCCAAAGUCCUUUCUUAGUCCUGUUUGUUUAAUUUGACUACAGGUAAAUGGUGGUCUCAGUCAGACUUGAAGGAUCUAUUUGCAUGAACAAAAUCUACAAUAUCCUGCUAACAAGAAAGGCCUGUUUUGUAGAAAAUUCUUGUCCUUGAUGAUUUAGCCAUUCACCUUACAAUGAAGUCUGGUCCAGAUGCUAACUCCACAUUGAUUUUUCCUGUGUGCCUCUUUAAAGAGAUAAUUAAUCUAGUAAUGUAAAGGAGAACCCACAGUAAAACAUCUGUUAAAUAGCACUUGGAGUACUAGAAUUAGUAUUCUUAAUUCAGUGCCAAAGUUUUCUGUGCUCUCACAGGGUCCAGUAUGUAUACCAGCUUCUGAAUCUCUAACCUCAAACCAAAGAUAUUUUUGAAUUACCUCAUAUAAUAGCAUCAUCAAAUUAAAGGUACUGGUAAGGGAAAGCCAUCAUUCACAAAUGAAAUUUCCCAACCUGAAACACUUUAAUUUAAAAAAACAAAACAAAACAAAACUGCAUGGAAAGCAAAAAAGAUUUCUUAGAGAUUAUUUAUUGAGCAAAAGUGGAGGGGGAGGGGCAUAGGGAAAGGAUCUCAAGCAGACUCCCUGUUGAGCAGAGGGGGCUAGGGGCUUGAUCUCCUGACCCAGAGAUCAGGACCUGAGCCGAAAUCAAGUCAGACACUUAAACAACUGAAGCACUCAGGCGCCCCACAAAGCAAAACUUUACAUUAAGUAUGAGUUGUAAAAACAAGCAGCCUGUGACUUAAAUGUGCUGAAAUUAUUAAAGUAUACUGACAUUUAGCUACUACUUCCUGAUGGAAGUGGGACCAAGACAGUAGUAUUUCAUAAAUAUGUUAGAGCAAAAGAAGUCUCAUCAGAAAGUUUACUUUGGGUGCUGGCUAACUUGAGUGAGAGUGUGGGGAAAGAAGCCCCAUACCAAGAAGGAAAAGUGCCAGCUCUGCAAUCUGGACUCACCACCACCAAAGGACCCAUUGUCCUUUCUCUUUAAAUGGCCUGGAAUGAUGACCUUCUAGAUCUUUUGACUUAUAAAAGUGAACGGUUCCAAUUCUGGCUUGUAUGGUCCCGGUCCCUAUUACCUAACUUAAAAGAUUUUUACAUCAAAAUUAUCCUAGAGCCCCCUGGUAAAGGGUCAGACAACGUAGUUUUUAUGAUAUUAUAGGAAGCUGUAUUAACAUAGGCCCAGAUAGGUUCUUCCAUUUGCACAUGUCAGAAUGAAGACCAGACAUGUUAGAAAUGUUCUCAUGUGGCCAAGUGAUAAUCUCACGGAAAGAUUGGAGAAUUAUUUUUAUAGGAUGAGUUAUGUUGUAAAUGAUUUUGACCAUGCUUUUAAGAGCAUGUAAAUAUAGAUUUGCAUAUUUUUGCUACAGACUUUAUAGCCCACAUAUUUCCAAAUAUCCUGUUGGAAUAAUUUCAUUCAGUAUGUUAGAAAAAAAGUCAUUGGUUUCACAUCUUUUGACAGUCAUUAAUGAAUAACACUUCUGAUGCAGUACUCAACUGCUAUAAAGACAGGUGGUAAAUGUCUACGUAUUUUGACUGCCUGGAAAAGCACGUUUGUACAUAGUUUGCCAGUCAACAUGGAGACUUGUGUAUUUUAUAUAUGUCAAAAUUAAUAUGUAUAUCAUGUAAAUAAUGUUCAUCAGCAAUAUCGCAGAGCUAUCAGCAUUAAGGUUAGAUUCUGCCAACUGCCAUUCACAAGUUUUGAAAGUAUGCACAUUCAGCUAAAAUACCACUUAAUUCAUUUAAGUGGAAACUUUUUCAGUGAAACAGUACCUGUUCAGUUUCCUUGUAGAUCUCAGGGUCAGAAGAAAGGCUUUCUCCCAACUCCAAAAUAUUCAGGCUUUCUUUUACUCAUUUUGGUCUUUUUAACAGUCUUUUUAACAAGCAAGGCAAUAAGCUCCUAUUUCUCAUAGCCUACAAUACUUGGGGAUAUACCUCUAAUGAUUCCAAUUUAAAAAAAUAAACCUUGCAAGCAGAUUUUUCUUUCCCCCUUAGGAACAUCAUUGCUUUCUGGAGGCAGAAAUGAUUUUACUUUUGAAAUUGAAGGCUAGAGAUCCAUGCAGUUUUGUGUCCUUGAUGUCUGCAAGUUCCAUACAGCUUGCCUCUGAGGGAAACACAAAUUUUAUUUUGUGUGAUUUUUGAAAAUUAUUCUGGUAGUGGAAAGACUAGCAAGGAAGUCGAUAAGUUUAUUUUAUAUAUUUCAAAAUCUUGUGGAUUUUUUAAUGGUAUGGGGUGCAGUAGUGAUGAGUUUUACUAUGAAUGCCUUCAUUAACCCUCAACUCAGAUUUUACAUGUUAAGUAUUGCUCACUGUCACCUAACAAAGUAGAAACGGUUAACGAUAAUUUGUUUGCUUCAGUGUCUAUAAGCUCCUCAUUUGUUUUUCUUAUAUUCCCCUUAGCACUCCUCCUGGUGCUUUACCGUAUAAAAAGUUCUCAGUAACUGUUUGUUGGGUGAGUAAUCAGAAAGCAGAUUUUCAAAACUCUGAAUCUGUCCAGAUCUUCAAAGGCCAAAAAAAAAAAAAAAAGAAAAAAGAAAAAAAAUCAUUUCUGCCAAUCCCUAGCCAAUCUCAAAUGUGUUUAGAUCUGUGAAGUUGAUUCCCAGAUUGAGAUCUGCACCCUAGUUAGGGAGGAAUUCGGACCUCACCUGGAAGGCGGCAACAGAACGCCAAAGGCACCAGCUAUUGUGGGUUUCCAGUCCUGCCUUUAUGGGAAUUGAGCAAAGCAUGCGGGCAAUGAGGCGUGUCUGAACCCUGUUAUGGUGCCCCUUCCCUUAACCUUUGCAGCACCACCCCACUGGUCUCUGCUCGCCUGUGCGGCUCCUGCUGCUGCCUUCUGGAACCUCGACCUGCCAGGACUGCCUCGGGCCCAGGCCAGGUCCACCACUCUUGCCUCGUGACCCUCAGACUGUCCCACUAUUCCUAACUGGCUGUUUUUUUUACCCCCCCAAAGAAGUAGGAAGUUCCUCCCAGCAGAAGAUUGUCAAGAAAGGCAUUCCUCUGGGGAGCUUGCCUUGAAUUUGAAGAAUCUAGGACAAAUCCCUCAGGAUGUUUUCAGGGCUGCUUUUUGUCUAGAACAUGUGAUGGUAAUUAUCUAAAUGUUUAUUAACUCUCCCUGGAAGAGCUCUGUGUUGUCUCGGUUUGCUGCUACGUGGGGCCGGUGGCUUGAGCUGCAGAGCUUAGUCACUUCAGGAGUAAAAUAGUCAACAAGUUAGAGACAGACUAUUUAUAUAUAAUGAUCAAAUGACUUAAAUCAUUAAUAGAAUCAUCGACAGAGUAGUGAAUUGCUUGAGUAUGAAAUAUUCAGUUAAAUCUCAAUGUUAAACCUAUGUAUUAUGUAAGAACUAUUAUUUUUUUUAAUUAUUAAAAUAAUGAUUCUUUUAAGGUCAGUAUGGCACAAAGGAAAGAACAGGAUUUUGGCCUGGACACAGGACAUUUAUUAUAGUCAGUGAAACUUUAGUCAAGCUAAUUCUUAUGAGUUGGUUUCUUAUCUGUGAAAAGGAGAUGAUAGAUCUGCGUGAGAGAUUGAUUAGAGAUAAUAGAUACAAAACACCUGAUAAAAUAUUGGGCAGAAAUAAACAUCCAACAAGUAAUUAUUAUUCACUCCCUAAAUUCACACUUCUUGUCAUGUAAUUCUGUCACACUCCUGGUAGCUUCUAGAAUAUCAAGUAUUUAGGUGAAACAAGAUUAAAAUGCACUUUAAGAGUAGCCCUAAAGAAGAAGUUAUACAUAAAAUACUACUUUACUCAAUAUUCGAGUGCCUGCUUUGUGCCAGACCAUUCUAGGCGCUGGCCUUCAUUAGCAAACAGACAAAAUCUUUUACAUGAUGUGGCUUACGUUCCAGUUGGGGAAAACAAAUAAUAUAGGUGAAAAAUAGAGAAUAUGACUGGUGAGUGCUAAAGGUAAAGAGAAAGGAGAUGAUAUUUCUCGGAGGUAGAAAUGGAUACAAUUUAAAUUAAUACAAUUAAUUAAAAGAGCAACACAAAGGGGGACCUGGCUGGCUACUCUUGAUCUUGGGGUCAUAAGUUUGAGACUUAGAUUGGCUGUAGAGAUUGCCUAAAGAAAUGCAAAUUAAAAAAAAAAAAGCAAAAAUAAAAGGCAAUAAGUAAUGAAGACAUAAAGCAGAAGUCAUCACAUCUUACCAUACCAUUUCACUCCCAGCCUGCCUUGUAAUAACAGCAUGAUAUAGGUAUCUCUACUCUUAUUCAUACAAGUAUGUGUACACAAAUACUGCAUCGAGUUUUGUCUUAUUCUACAUGUUCUCUGCAACUUGCUUUUAAAAUUUAAUAUAUAUUUUGAGCAACUUUUAAGUCUGUACAUACAUAGAUAUCUUUUAAGUUCCUUAAUAUACACACAUGAUCUUAUAUAAAUAAAAUGAGAUUUUUUUGGUGGGUCUGUUUGCUUUAAAUAAAUGAGGUAUUACAUGUCCUCUGCAUCUUUUCUCAUCUAACAAUCUGUGAUAGAAAUUGCUCCAAGUCUGUCUUAUAGUUGUUAUUUCAUUCUUUUAACGAUGAAAACUCUGAUGAUGAUUUAAACUUCUUCAUAAUCAGUGGGCAUUUACUUUGCUACCAGAUUUUCACUAUCAGGGUAAUUAUGCCUGUGCACAUAGCUGUGACCAUGAUGGUUUCACUCUUGUGGAACAGAGUCUCUGCAGUAGGAUUGCUAGGUUGAGAGAUAUGUAGAUUUAACAUUUUUUAGUAAGUAUUGACAGAUUGUUUACCGAAUAGGCUGGAACAAUUUAUAUUUUCAUCAGUAAAUGUACAGUAUAAAAAUAUCCUUAUUCUUUAUACCCACUAGCAAUAGCUGCUGUAGCCUUUAAAAGAAAUAGAAAAAAAAAAAAGGCUGGUGAUAUAUACAGUGAUUUCUCCAUAUUAUUUUAUUUGCAUUUCCCUGAUUACUGUAAAUCUGCAUAACUUUUCAUAUGUUCUUUUGUUAUUUGGAUUUCACUCAUAAUUAAAUUACCUUUUGUAGUCAUUUUGUGUUGCUGUAUAACAAAUUACCACAAAUUUAGCGGCUUAAAAUAAUACCUGUUUAUUAUUUCACAGUUAUGUGGGUUAGAACUUCAGGUGGGCUUGCCUGGGCUCUCUGUUUAGUGUCGGAUAAGGUGUGUGCCAGGCUGGGCUCUUAACUAAAGGAUCUGGGGGAAGAAUUCACUUCCAGGCUUAUUCCUGUGGUUGGCAGAAUUUCAGACCAUACAGUUGUCGGACAGUUGUAGGAUGGAAGUCUCUGUUUCCUUGCUGGCUGUUAGCCAGACGUUCUUCUCAGCUUUUGAAAGUUACUCUUCAGUCUUUGUCUAUAAUGCUUACUGCCCCCCACCCCCGCCGCCAUCUUCAGAGUUAGUAAGGAUUCAUCAGAUCCUUCUCAUACUUGACUCUGUGUUUUCUCUUCUGCUAUCAACCAGAGAAAAUGCUCUGCUUUUAAAAGGCUCAUGUGCCUUGAGUAGGCCCACACAGAUAAUUUUUGUAAGUUAAGGUCUAUUGGCUAGUCACCUUAAAUUACUUCCACAGACUCCCUUUGCUUGGUAAAUGUAGCAUUAUCAUGGGAGUAACACCAGGGGCAAAGACCAUGGGAGCCAUCUUGGAAUUCUGCCUACCACAAAUAUUCAUGUUUUUAUUUCUAUCUUUAUAUUUAUGUCCGUGUUUCUAUUGUGUUUGCCUUUUUAUCUUUAUUUAACUACUUCAUAGGAAGUUUUUGUAUGUUACAUGUUAAGCCUUUUUACUCUUAGUUGCAAACAGUUUUUCCAACUCUUACAAGUUGUCUAUUGGCCACUAAUAUUAAGUCCUUUUUCCAUAGAAAACUUAGUCAUUUGGAUUUCACUUUUAAGGUGCAUUGUGUAUUUGUAUCUUUUAAUUCACAUUUAAAAUUUUUAUUCACUUUUAUUUUUCAUUCACUUCAUUUUUUAUUAACAUUUGCCCAUAUGUGCACUGUCUUUUUAAGAAAAAAUUAUAAGUGCUCUUUCUAUAUUAUAUGUAAACAUUUCGUCAUAUUAUUUGUAAAUUUUCUCCAAACUGUAAUUUGUCUGUUUACCAUAUUUAUAGUACCAUUUCCCAUUCAAAACUUUAGUAUAUAUACGCAGGUAUACUAUUUUACAAAAUAUGGAUAUUUGUAAAUAUAUAAAAAUUUCAAAGUAUUCUGUAUUGAUUAAGGCCUUCACCCCUGGUGGCAUAUGUGCUGUCCUAGCAUGGCUUAUGCGUUUUAUUCUUGGUUUUGUUGUUGGGGUUUUUUUAUAUUCAUCUUUACUCCAUUUGGAAUUUGUUUUUUGUAUAGAAUGCCAGCUGUGGAUCCAACUUUACUUUCUUCCGAGUGGGUUGCCAAAUGUUCCAACACUUAUCACAUUAUCUUUUUCCAAUGAAAUGGAAUACCAACUUUGUCAUAUAUUAAUUUUUCAUAUAUAAUGAGAUUUCUCAAUAUACUCUGUUGUUUUGCUGAUAGUACUCUAUAUAUAUGGCAAUAGAAUGUGUUUAAUGACAGCGAUUCUAUAUUUGCAUCAGUGACUUCAUAAAAUGCUCAGGCAGAGCUUUGUCUCAUCCCACACUCCUGGGCUACUGUUGUUUUUACUACUUUUCUUGGCUACUACCAGGCAUUUGAAGUUUGUGAUCAUUUUAUCCACUUAGAGCUUGAAACUGCAUUACAUUUAAAGAUUAAUUUUGGGAAAUUUGACAUGUGAUAUUGUCUUCUAAGAACUAACAAAAUUGUAUUACUUUGUUUGCUCAGAUCUUGUCUAUAUCAUUAGUAAGAUUGAGAUUUGGCACUUUUAUUCACUUAAGUCUUUUGUCUUUUUUUUUUUUUAAACUAAAUGUACUCUUGUUUCUUAGUCUUUGGGUCAUUAUUGAGAAUGGAUUUUUUUCCAUUUCCAUUUCUAAAGGCUUAUUAUAAAUAAAAAGUCUAUUUGUGUGUUUGUGUGCUUACCUUGUAUACCACACAUUUAUUACACAUACUUACAAAAUCUUAUUCCAGAAGUUUUCGCUACAGUCUCUUGGGAUUUUUAGAAAUAUAAUGAUGACAGUCAAAAAUAUAAUGACACUCACACUCACAAAAUCACAAAAAUAACCUGUUUUUUUCCAGUGUUUGAAAGAUUCUUUUCUUCUCUAUAAUCUUUAUUGCCUAGAAACUCCAUUAUAUAGUCUUAAGUGAUAAUGCUGAUAGCAGUCAUCUCUGAGUACUAUUGAUUUUAAUUGAAAUAUUUAGCUGUUUUGGAUAUUUGUGUUGCUAUUUGGUAAAUAGUCUUACUUAAAUAAAUUUUUUUCUGUUUUACCAAGAGAUUAUAUUAGAAAUAGCUGCUGAAUUUUGUCAAAUGCCUUUUCAGCUUCUUUUGAUGUGGCUGUGUGUUUACUUUCCUUCAAUCUGGUGAUUAGCUAGGUUGUUUGUGGAGCUGCUGACAUUAAGCCACUCUUGUCUCCUUGGAAUAAAACCUACUUGGUCAUAA